Messenger RNA from Tripterygium wilfordii, 1006 nucleotides. Its product is annotated as tetraspanin-19-like. The record is from RefSeq and is a predicted model, not a curated record. Lineage: Eukaryota; Viridiplantae; Streptophyta; Magnoliopsida; Celastrales; Celastraceae. The coding region runs from base 160 to 819 and encodes 219 amino acids. The transcript has 6 exons. Gene Ontology annotation, cellular component: membrane.
AAUUUUAGAACUGAGGAUCAAUUACUAGAAUCGAAUCGUUGGUGACGACCUCGACGAUUCUCCAGCCUCCUGCGUCCAAGCCCUAAAUCAUUUUGUUUUGAUUUUCUCGAAAUUGUAAGUCGAUUGGGUUUGGGCCUUGUCAUCAUAAGAUAGAAGAAGAUGGUGAGCGUGGUGAGAAGUUGCUUACAAUCGGUGUUGAAGUUCGUGAAUUCUCUGAUAGGGAUGGUUGGGAUCGCCAUGAUUUUGUUUUCAGUCUGGUUAAUUAGGUCUUGGCAGAGUCACACUGGUGAUUGGCCCUUUCCUGCCCCUGAUCAUCCCGCUCCAUGGUUCAUUUACACUUUGCUUGGCCUUGGAGUCACUUUGUGUGUGAUCACAUGCUCAGGUCAUGUAGCUGCUGAAACUGCAAAUGGUUGUUGCCUUUAUAUUUAUAUGAUGUUCGUCUUCUUGCUUCUUAUGCUGGAGGCUGGAGUUAUUGCUGAUGUAUUUCUAAACCCCAACUGGGAGGAGGACUUUCCAGAAGAUCCAAGUGGCAGUUUUGAUCAGUUUAAGCACUUCGUUCAGUCAAACUUUGAGAUCUGCAAAUGGGUAUGCCUUUCAAUUCUGUCCAUACAGGGACUAUCUUUUUUAUUGUCAAUGAUACUCAAAGCUCUUGGACCGCAUAGAUAUUAUGACACCGACGAUGAAUAUUAUUCUUCUGAAAGGGUUCUUCUCUUGAACAGUGAUGUUGUUAAUCCCCCACAUUAUGUUGUUGGAGACCCUGUCUAUGGAUCCAGAAAAGAUGCAUGGAGUAUAAGGAUUAAUGACAAGAUAAACAGGUGAUUGGAUCAACGCAAGAAUGGUUGGGCGUGUGAAUGUACAAGCAAGCAAAACGAACAGCGGAGUUUGAAGACUAAAAAGAUGUGUACAUUUUCGUUCCCUGCCAACUUUUAUACGUAAAGAGUACUUGUGAAUGUGCAAAGUUUCCUAUGCUAUUGAUCUUAACAGUUUAGUAUAUAUACUGAUGCUA